ACACAGGCAAUCCUCUUCAUCACCCUCGCCUUUCCAGCAUUUCUCCUCUGCGUUGCACCAAUGAUUUGGCAUUUCCGCCAAACCAACAUCGCAGCCGGGUCACUGAUCUUAUGGAUUGUCCUACACAACCUCUUCAACUGCAUCAACCCGCUCAUCUGGCCUCGCGACAACCUAACCGAAUGGUGGGACGGUCGUAUCUUGUGCGACAUUCAGAUCCGGCUCCAGGUCGGCAGCUAUGUGGGAUUGACCGCCUCAUUGGCCCUGGUAUUACGCAAGCUCGCCCACGUUAUGGAUACACGCAACAUGACAGUGUCGACCAGCCAUAAGAGCAAAGUCAAAGCGAAGAUCUGGGAAGUCUUUUGGUGUUGGGGCGUGCCGUUGUUCUUGAUGGGCAUUUACUACGUUACCCAGUACAAUCGCUACGCAAUCAUCGGUAUUGCGGGUUGUUGGUCUGUCCACGAUGCUUCAUGGCCUAGCAUGGUCAUUAGUUUCAUGUGGUCAGCCGUUGGCAUUGUAAUCGAUUCCUACUGGGCAUCCCUACUCAUUUACCGUCUCUACCGGUACCGACGCGAGUUCCAUCGCCUUGUAGCAGCGCGCAACACCACAUCCUCACGCUUCAUCCGCCUCUUCCUGGUUAGCCUGAUCGUCAUAUCCUUCUACCUCAUUUACACCAUCGUACUCCUUAUACAAAUGGCCGGGAGACUCACCGACAAGUACUCUUGGGAUAGAGUCCACGAUCCCGAGAGAUGGAACACGAUCACAAGGACGCCCUCGAUGGGUCAUAUCAGUAUCGAGAAGUGGGUCCAGAUCGCCACGGGAUACAUUAUCUUCCUCUUCCUCGGCACGGGAGUAGAUGCAAAUGCUCAUUACAGACGAAUAUUGAUCUCUAUGGGAGCGGGCAAGAUAUGGCCGAGUCUAUUACCCGGAUCGGCCAACUGGAGGAGACCGACCAGUUUCUCCGCUCCUCAUAGCUGGACAUCAUACUUUUCGAGCAGAGCAAAGAAGAUGCUGUGUUUCGGUACUUCCGACUCUACAAGGUCGAGCUCGACAAGCACGGAUUUCAAGAACGAUACCUGGACCGCAUCUACAUACAACUCUGUGGCUCUCGACGCAGUCCCCCGCUUACACAGCGUCACAACGCAAGAUACCUUGAUCUCAAAGAAGAACGACCAAGACACGCCUUUGCAAAAGCACAACCAGUCCACCUCCCCUUCUCUAUCAGCAUCCCCGACACCUCCCCGCCCCACAUUCUUCACCCGCUACUUCACCCGCCCCUCUCUAAACGGGCCCAUCCUCCACCUCUUCUCCUACCGCAACAUCACCGAAAUCAACUCCAAAUCCUCCAAUCCUUCCACCAAAUCUACCAACCCUUCAACCACCACCGCCACCAUCACCACUGACACAAACCCAACCAAACCGCCCACCCCUACCCUCCCAUCCGGCGUCCACACCCGCGCCUGGGCCGAAGACAUCUCCUCCUCUCCCUCCUCCGCCGGGAUUACGAACGAGGCACACAGUCACGGAAGGAGCGUUCAUGUCGUACGCGAAGUGCAUCAGCAGCGGGAUAAGAAGCGAGGGGGUGAAUUUGAGAGGGUAGAUAGGGAGAUGAGGGAUUGGGCUUGAUGUGCGUCUUGGGUUGGUCGGCAUGACGAGCAUGAU
This is a messenger RNA of Alternaria rosae, 1659 nucleotides long. RefSeq names its product pheromone B alpha 2 receptor. The record is from RefSeq and is a predicted model, not a curated record. Gene Ontology annotation, biological process: G protein-coupled receptor signaling pathway. The coding region runs from base 61 to 1623 and encodes 520 amino acids. The transcript is spliced from 2 exons. Gene Ontology annotation, cellular component: membrane. Gene Ontology annotation, molecular function: mating-type factor pheromone receptor activity. NCBI's taxonomy places the organism in Eukaryota, Fungi, Ascomycota, Dothideomycetes, Pleosporales, Pleosporaceae.